AUGGAAGAAAAGAAUCAGACGGCGGUGACCGAGUUUCUCUUCCUUGGCAUCACAGAUAACCUCCAUCAGCAGAUUGUCCUCUUCAUCAUCUUUUUCUUUAUUUAUCUUGUCACCCUGGGGGGUAACCUGGGCAUGAUCACUCUCAUAUGGGUGGACCCCAGGCUGCACACACCUAUGUACUUUUUUCUCAGCCACCUGUCCUUUGUAGAUGUGUGCUCCUCUUCUUCCAUAGCCCCUAAGAUGCUGUGUGAUAUCUUUGCAGAGAACAAAGCCAUCUCCUUUGUGGGCUGUGCUGCACAGAUGUGGUUUGUUGGUCUUUUUGUGGGAACUGAGUGCUUCCUCCUGGCAGUCAUGGCGUAUGAUCGGUAUACAGCCAUCUGUAAGCCCUUGCUAUAUACACUCAUUAUGUCACAGAGGGUCUGUGUGCAUCUGGUUGUAGGGCCUUAUGCUUUUGCUAUUAUAAACAUCACAACUCAUACAACCUUGACUUUUUGCUUACCAUUCUGUGGUCCAAAUGCCAUCAACCAUUUCUUCUGUGAUGUUUCCCCAUUAUUUUCCUUAGCAUGUGCUGACACCUGGAUCAAUAAGAUUGUGCUUUUUGUCUUGUCUGGAGCAAUAGGAGUGUUCAGUGGUCUGAUUAUCAUAGUUUCCUAUGUCUGCAUCUUGAUGGCCAUUUUGAAGAUUCAAACUGCUGACGGAAAACGAAAAGCCUUCUCUACUUGUUUCUCUCACCUGGCAGCUGUUUCUAUCCUAUAUGGGACUCUUUUCUUUAUCUAUGUUCGACCCAGUGCAAGUUUUUCCUUGAACAUCAACAAAAUGAUUUCAUUGUUUUAUACUGUGGUGAUCCCCAUGCUGAAUCCCCUCAUCUAUAGCUUGAGGAACAAGGAAGUGAAAGGUGCAUUCAGGAGAAAGAUGAAAAAGAAACAUUUUCCAGCAGGUAGGUAA
Molecule: messenger RNA, 945 nt
Organism: Peromyscus eremicus (cactus mouse)
Lineage: Eukaryota; Metazoa; Chordata; Mammalia; Rodentia; Cricetidae
Product: olfactory receptor 5G29
Exons: 1
Coding region: 1-945 (314 amino acids)
Biological process (GO): G protein-coupled receptor signaling pathway; sensory perception of smell
Cellular component (GO): membrane
Molecular function (GO): olfactory receptor activity; odorant binding; G protein-coupled receptor activity
Source: RefSeq, a predicted model, not a curated record